AAACGCAUGCGAGAAGAAUAGAGAGCCCUGGCCGGUUGACAGAGCAAAGAGAUCGUAAUACUACGGGAAGGAAUGGCGGAGAAGGCGUCUGUCACUUCCUCCGCCGCCGCCAUCGCCAUCACCGUCGGUGAGGGCAUGAAUUCAGAGCAUGUUUCUGCAACGGUGCGUUUCUUUGAGAAUUGCGGACCCUCCGCCACCGUCCCUCAGCAAGUUGAGGCAAUAAGCCUCUCCAAUUUCGUUCGAGGUCUUCUCAAGGUCGAUUCCAUCGAGCGCGGCCGGCUGUCGUGCCUCGUUUCUGUCAAGCCUCCCUCUACGAAUAUUUACGGUGGGAUGCAUGGAGGGGCUGUUGCGUCUGUGGCAGAGAGGUUGUCAAUUGCUUGUGCCAGAACUGUCGUAGGCAGAGAUAAGGAACUUUUUCUUGGAGAACUCAGCAUAUCCUAUCUCUCUGCUGCUCCCCUCAAUGGUGCAGUUCAUGUAUCACUUGAUACUCUAUUGGAAUCUUUUACAUCGCUAAAAAGGAAAAAUCAGAGCACUGAUAUGGUAAAGGAGUUGAUGCAAACUAGUCACAGGCUGGUGCUUUGUAGCUUCACGCCCUUGGUUUUUCUUAUGUCUGUCAAUUAGGUUGUUUAAAAAAGAACUUAGUAUUGUAAAUCUGUAACUCCAAUUAAGGCACUUAUGCCAGAAUACCUUUCUUUUACUGAAAUUAAAUAUCCCAAGAUUUUGUACAGGUAUGAGCAACUAGAGACACGGUGAAAGUUUGUUGUCCUCCUGAGUAGAGUCAAGCUUAGAAUUAAGACCAUAUUAGAGAGGGAGACAAAUUUUGAAGAAAUUACUCCAAAUUGGAACUUGGAUCUGAACUAAAAUAAAACAUUAGCUUCUUGUCAUUAGCUUAGUUGCCAUAAAUACAAAGUUCAGGGAGAGAGUGGUUAAGAAGAAUAAUAGUGAUUUAUUUAUUGCUUGAGUUACAAAGAUUUCAAACUAACUAGUAGUAUUUUCAUUCAAUUUUGUUCAUUUUUGGACGAUUUGACUCUGGAUAGAAAUGACUGGAAAUCUAGAGUAGUCUUAUUUAUCCAACCUCAUCUAGUAAGAUUGAGGUUUGUGGUGGUGGUGGUGUUUGUUCAUUUAUUGAUCAUGAAGCAACAUUAUGGGGGUACUACUGUCUCACUGGCAUUGUCUUUGAUGAAGAAUACGAAUGACACUACAUAGUCAUGCCAAUCCAAGUUAUGAUAAUUGUGUUUCUGAUUUAGAUCUCACACGACUUAAUGCUUGCCCAAAUUUAUAGUGUUGACAUCAUUGAUUUAUUUUACAUUUGUUAGAAAAUGUUUGU
This is a messenger RNA of Diospyros lotus (date-plum), 1327 nucleotides long. RefSeq lists its product as uncharacterized. Bases 73 to 621 code for a protein of 182 amino acids. Lineage: Eukaryota; Viridiplantae; Streptophyta; Magnoliopsida; Ericales; Ebenaceae. The record is from RefSeq and is a predicted model, not a curated record. The transcript has 3 exons. Gene Ontology annotation, molecular function: fatty acyl-CoA hydrolase activity.